Messenger RNA from Thermothelomyces thermophilus ATCC 42464, 4460 nucleotides. RefSeq lists its product as uncharacterized. The transcript has 2 exons. The coding region runs from base 242 to 4336 and encodes 1364 amino acids. Gene Ontology annotation, biological process: microtubule cytoskeleton organization; dynein-driven meiotic oscillatory nuclear movement; establishment of mitochondrion localization. Gene Ontology annotation, cellular component: mitochondrion; cell cortex. The record is from RefSeq and is a predicted model, not a curated record. Lineage: Eukaryota; Fungi; Ascomycota; Sordariomycetes; Sordariales; Chaetomiaceae. Gene Ontology annotation, molecular function: tubulin binding; phospholipid binding.
CUCCCCGUCGAAGCUUGGCUCAUCAGCUUGAAACAGACCGAAAUCAAGCUUGUGCUAGUCGACAGGGAUCAUCGCAGUUUGGGCUAUUGGAGUUUGGCACUACCACUUACACGCGCUUGCGCACACAAAUCCGCGUUAUUGGGUAACAGCUUCUUCAACAGUCCAAAUGACCUGAGCUCUUCCCCGACCAAGCGAGAGACGGCGUACUCUGUCGGUUCCGGGCUGUCACACUGCAUUCACCAUGAACGUGUGGGAAACCGAAGACGAAUCGGCCGGGCCGACACUCUCCCGCGCGGUGUCGCGGAGCUCUCGAAAAUCGAAGAGAUCUAUCACGCCUCCUGGGAAGAAAGGCAAAAGCCGCUCCCCCCCGCCGGUUCCUGGAGACAAGAGUGAGAGAGGAUCCAAGAGAUCGUCCAGGGAUGUCACCAACGAUGAGAACAUCAGCAUUCUGGACCCCCGUCGCUUCACGCCCACCCUCCAUGCGAGCCUGGUUUCCGAGAUUCUUUCCCUCAGGCGUGACCAGGAAGAAAAGCUGAAGAUCAUCGAGAGCCUCGAAAGUUCCCUGCACGCGGCCCGGGAAGAGUCUGAGUUUUUGCAAGCGUCACUAUUGGCCACAGGGAAGGAGAGUAGGUCAUUGAAGCGGCAGCUGUCCUUGUUGGAAGGCGGGACAUCUUCCGCGCUGGGGGAGUUAGCAAAGGAGCGCGAUGAAGCAAUCGAGUCGGCUGCGGAGGCCCGAAAGCGGCUCGAAGCGGUACAGAAGAAACUGCGGAGUCAGGAAGAAGAUUCGGAGCGCGUACAUGGGCAGUGGGCAAAGGAGAAAGAAGAAUGGGAGGAUGAGAAGCGGAAAUACGAGCGGAGGAUUCACGUCGCCGAGACGCGGCUGAAGGCGGUUCUAGAAGAGGUCGCCGCAUUCCAAGCCGCUCAGGCCCAAGGGCAAAAUGGGCAAAAUGGGCAAAAUGGGCAAAAUGGGCCGGCCAACGGGGCCGAGAGCGACGGGGAGGACGGCAGCGUCAAGGAUAACAACGAUGCCGCCAGCGUGAGGAGCAUGAGCCUCACGAACAGCGUCCGGUUCUCGGUUGCGAACAGCAUCCUCAAGGCGACGGGGAACUCCCUCGCCGACGAGUUGGGAUUCGACGGCGGUUACGACGACGACAGCGACUAUGGCGGCCGGGACAGUGUCCUGUCUAAGGGGGGGCACAUGCGGAACUUCAGCCGGGAUAGCCUAGCAGUCAAGACGCAUCAGAGACACUGGAGCACUGACAGCCUGGUGAGGCCCGGAAGCGUAGCUCGCGGAAAGCUGGCUUUCAACCGUGCUGCGCUCGAGAGGCUGGAGGACGGCAUGGUCAAAGAGGACGACGAGUCUCUUCCGCCCGCCCCCCCCAAGGUCAGCUAUGUCGACACUGGGAUACAGUUCUCACCCCCGCCGUCGCCGAAGAUCGUUCCUGUCAAGCCGCCGGCGCCCGACCCUGCGUCCUUCGUGCAGCGGCACGAGCGGGUUUGCGAUGUCGACAGCCCUCCCCGUGCCGACCAGGAGAUUGAGGCAAAUCAGCGGAGGAAACGAGUGAGUGCCACUCAGCCGCUCGCUAUUAGGAUGCCCGGAAUCCACAGCUUGAUGGUCAACGGAUCAUCUCAAACGGUCGAGGAGCCCCUAAGCCCACCGAGGACGCCCAAAUCGCCACUGCAGGAGGCAGCCCCGUCUCCGAGACCGAAGACCCCGCCGCCACCGCCGCCGCGGCCUGUCAUGGUCUCCGCUUCAACGCAGACCGAGGAGGCGCCUCCUCCUCCUCCUCCUCCUCUCGAUCCCUCUCUCCUUGCCCUCCCGAUGCCCGUUCCCAGCAUCAGCAUCAUUCCUCCAACAAGCCGCCCGACCACACCACGCGAGCCGCUUCUUCCGCAGCUCACCAAGGACUUCGGAUGCCAAGUCUCCUUGCAAACCACCAUCUCCGUGACGUCGACCUCGAUGCAAACAGAGGAGAUCCGGGUUGAUAAACGGCUGGACAAACUUCCUCCGCACCUUCACCCGUCCGCCAUCACGUCUAGGCCAUCCUCGCCCGCCGGCGGUGCUGCAGAAAAUGCCACAGAGGAUACUCGGCAGUUCACGCCAGUGCCGGGAACUCUGCCCCCGCGGAACCCGCGGCGGUUGACGAGCAAGCGGAGCCUCAACGACAUGCCCUCAUCCCCACCGAUAGCCCCGUCUAUCCUGGAAGAAGAAACCUCUGAUCUCUACCCGGGGAACAACGAUAACGGACCGCUCUCGAGUCAGAGAGCUCCUAUGCGGCGGCCGCCCCGAAUCAGCAGCUUGUUCGCCGGCUUUGAUGGAAACAGCUCCGAUGAGGCUGAUGAAUUCAUGGAUGCUGAACUCAGCGACUCCGAAUACCGCACCGCCCUGUCCGCGCCAAACCCCAGAAGCGGGUCGAGCCUCGGCGGCAAGCGGAACUCGAUUGGAACUGUGACCUCGUCCGAGAACACGUUUUCACUGAAGGCCAGCAACCGCCUGUUUGGCCGCGGGUCCGAGGAUGGCGAGGCGUUCGACUACGGAUCUUACCCGACUCAUGACAUGCGGGAUUCGUCCUUCGGCAGGAGAGUCUCGAGACGCGGCGGCCGGCCUUCGGCCUUCGGGACCAAAUCAAGCGUCAUGCGCCGGGCCGUCAUGAUCCAAAACGGCAUCGCUUCCCACCAGAGGGCCAGGAGCCCCAGCAUAACGGAUCCGAGGGAGCCUCCGUUCCCCAUCCCGACGCGCGCUAGUUCUAGGAAGCCGCCCAUCAGCAUCAGCGCCCCAAGCGAUGGGCGCGCAAGCCCAAGCAAGGGUUCGGAUGCCUGGUCUAGGCGGGGUUCUGGCAGGAGUCACUACCGUGCCAGCAGCAUUCGCAAGGUGCGCUCUGCGGCGGUCAUGCCCCGGAGCCAUAGGAACCGGCGACGCGGCAGCCGCUCGCCGCCUCCCGUCUCGCUGUCGACCGAAGCGCCCGAGAGUCCCGGGCUUCCUCCGUUGCCGGGCAACGACAUCACGGCGCCGCGCACGAGAGAUGGGUACAUGGCGCCGAGAGACAGGAGCCACAGGUCUCAGCCGUCAACCACGACGGCGAACACCGCCGACACGGGAGCCGCGUCGCACGGCGGCUCGAACCAGACACCCACAGUGGUGGACGCCAUUGCCCAAACCAUGGUGGGCGAAUGGAUGUUCAAAUAUGUGCGGAGGCGAAAGUCAUUUGGGGUUGCAGACGCCAAGGGCGGCGAUGACAGUAGCAACGACCGUCAUAAGAGGUGGGUGUGGCUCGCGCCGUACGAGCGUUCGAUUCUCUGGAGCAGCAAGCAGCCAACCUCGGGAAGCGCGCUCUUGGGCAAAUCCGGCCGCAAAUUGGCGAUCCAGUCGGUGCUGGAUGUCAAAGACGACAACCCGCCUCCAAAGGGGGUCGCCAGCAUCUUCAACAGGUCGAUUCUCAUCUUGACGCCACAGCGAGCCCUGAAGUUUACCGCCACCAGCGCCGAACGCCAUUACAUCUGGUUGACGUCGCUCUCGUUCCUUGCGCACUCUAACCAAGCCAUACCGGAGACUUUGAUGGUCCCGCAGCCGAAACCGUUAGCCGAGCAAUACGAGUUACCAAAGCCCAAACGGCGGGCAAUUCGGGACUCGAUCCGCCUCACCAAGGCCAAAGCAGGCGUCAAGUCGGAUCCGGUAACGGCGGAGUCGCAGCCGGACAGUGCCCCGCCGGCCAUUCCCACCUUCCGGCCCCGUCCAGUGCCCGAGGUCUACAGUCACCCCGCGCAUGCGCGCGACCUGUCGAGAGAUACCGCUGAGCCGCCCCCCAUCCCUCGAUUCUCCGACCGGACAAACCACGCACCGGUGGUACACGGGCGCAAGCGCAGCAACACCGGCGGGCACACCGGCCCGCCCAUCUCGUUUAGAGGCUUCUCGGGCACGGCUGGGAGCGGCGGGUAUCACACGGCGUCGAACAGCACGGCUGGCAACAGCGUCAUGACCGCCGGGUCGUCGGACAUUUACAGCAACACCGGAGCCAGCGCCAUCACGGGAUCGAGUGCCAUGACGUGGGCGACGCCCUCGGUUCGCACGUCGGAAGCCUCGAGCCGGCCGAGCGGGCCCGGCACGAAUAACUUUUUUGACGCCAUCGGCACGGUGCGCAUGGAGGCCUUCAUCAGCCCCCUCACGUGGAGCGAUACGCCGCCGUACGAGCUGGACGACUACCGGCUAAUGGCGCGACGGCGGAGCAAAGAGCUCCGGCGCCGUACCAGCCGCAGCAGCCGGCAGAGUCGCACCACGCGAGCCACGGACGACUUGGACGAGUGGUAUCUGAGGGACGAUCCCUUCAGGGGAUUUUAGGAGAGCUUUCCUCCUCUCGGCCUUGCCUCCUUUCAUUACAUCUCGCGGCUCUCGCCGCAAUCCAGUCAUGACUGACGCUUUUCCUAUUGCUUUCUAAUCUCUCUUCUUGGUCAACCGAACCCAA